AUGACGGGAGGGGCCCUACUGGCUUUGGCUCUGGCCACCGCCCCAGUCCAUUAUGACCUCCCUGGCCACGUCCAGGCCUUUGUGACAGGUGCCCCUGAGGCACCUGUGAGCCGUGACACCCAGAAGGCCCUCAGAGCUGGGACCCCGGCCCUGUCCAGGGCACCACCCUCCCAGCUCCCCAGUGCACCCCUGGGUCCCGCAGAGCAGUCCUUCCUGCAGUUGGAGCAGGAGAACCAGAGUCUGAAAAGGCAGAACCAGGACCUGCGGGAGCAGCUGGGGGCCCUCCUGGGGCCCGGGCAGCAGUUCCUGUCCCUGUGCCCAGAGCACUCGAGCUGCACGGCCCUGGCCUGGCCCCCUGAGCAGGCUGGAGCCCGGCCCCUGGAGGACAGGGCCCCUCUGCAGCUGCUGCGGCAGGAGCUGUGCCGGGGAGAAGAGUCAUUUAUGCAGCAGUCCCAGGUGGGCCCCGGGCUGCCGAACGAGCUGCAGCAGAUCCGACUGUCCUUUGAGAGGAAGAAGAUGGCCAUUACCGAGGUGCCUGCCUACAGGGUGUGGGAUGGCGUGGCCGAGGUACACAUGGCCCUGAACAACCAGGCCACCGGGCUCCUGAACCUCAAGAAGGACAUCCGGGGUGUUCUUGACCAGAUGGAAGACAUCCAGCUGGAGAUUCUGGGGGAGCAGGCCCAGUGCCGCACCCAGGCGAGGAAGGAGCAGCAGAUGGCCUGCAUAGGGAGCCCCAUCCCCAGGGACUGUCCCAGGCACCCCCGCCCCCUGACCACCGCCGCCCGCAGGCUGCUGGCCCUGAGGCUGCUGCUGGGCACCCUGCUGGCCUGCACCGCUGCCUACGUGUACGUGGUGGACCCUGCGCCAUUCGAGGGGCUGGUGCCGCCCCUGCUGAGCCGCGCCGCCGUCUGGAAGCUCCGGGCCCUGCUAGGCCCAUUCCUACGCCUUGAGGUGGACGACUUCCUGCCCUUCUAGGCCAGAGGCCCAGUGGCCCCAGCGAGGAGGAGGCCAAGUAGCUGGCACUGCCCCGGGUGCCCACCGGCCGCGCCAGACCCUGCCCAUGGCACUGCCACACAUCGUCCCUGCCAGGAGCCCUGGAGAAGGGUGGAGGCGGGGUCUGUCCCGAGGGCUGGGCCUGCAGCUGGACAUAUAGUCAUGACACAUGCAGCCUCCAAGCUUGUUUCCAUGGAAACGGGGGGCGGGGAGCAGCAAGCUUUGCUGCCUUCUGAGGCAGAUCUUGAAGUGGAGGGUCCCUCAGGGCAGCGCCCCUGCCUCUCCCCCCAGCCCCUCCCCGCAUGGGACAGUAGCCUCCUCACAGGAUGCCCCUGUCCACCCCAGGGCCCUGAGUGGUGGGUGUGCAGGCAUGGCUCCCCUGAAAGUGAUGUCCUCAGGCUUCAUGCCUGGAGCCGUCCAAGCAGACAGACCUCAGGGAUCAGGGUCUCAGCCUUGCUCUGCUGACCCAGCAGCCUCAUACCCCUCGCAUGACCCAUGUCCCUUCCCACACCCACCCAGACACCAACCCAUCCCCUGAUCUUGUUCCC
Messenger RNA from Sus scrofa (pig), 1541 nucleotides. Lineage: Eukaryota; Metazoa; Chordata; Mammalia; Artiodactyla; Suidae. The record is from RefSeq and is a predicted model, not a curated record.